GGAGUGAGCAACGAGUCACUGAGAAGCAAUGUACUCGCAACCACUAGGUAAAGCAGACAGACGGCUGAGCUUUCCAGAAUAGGAGCUCCCGAAGCGCAUUGGCCGUGCGCCCUGAAAACGGGUAAUCAAACCAGCGUCUAUGCGCAGCCAGGCCCGUCACUAUUCUAAGCCCAGCGCCAAGUACCGUACCUACACGCUGAAACUGGUAAGAGGUGCCGCUGAGGGUGGUGCCGUAGCCUGCGCAGCCUCUUUUUCUUAGGGGGGUCUUUUCGGGACUUAACUCUCUCAUGUGACUGGUCAGUACUGUAGAGCCAAUUACAGCAGGCGCUACGCUCUGGAAAUAUGCGCCUUGUGCCGCUCAUCGCGUCGCGUCAGAUGAGUUUCGGACCCUGGGACACGGUUAUGGUGGCGUGGUCGGAAAUUUGGAGGGGGUGUGGUCAGAAGAAAGGCUCGCUAUGGUGGGCAGAAGAACGAAACACAGCAGGUUUCUGUGCUUGGGACCACUGGACAUUGCCACUGUUCUGCAAAUAUACUGAGUUGAUGUCGGGUUGGUGAUGAAAUAAGAGGUUAGGCUACCAGGCUGACUCAAUUGGGCGGCGACGACUUUUGCAUGUACUAUGCCAGCUGGCAGACUGCUGCUGGGCGAAUUGGCUGGCACCUGUCAAGUGGUUGGUUGGCAGUGCUGCGCUGUGGAUUUGUUUAUGCUGUGCGUUGUCAGUCAACAAAAAACGCGGACAGCCGCGAUAGCAGCAGCCAGCUGAAUAUUAUACCGUAUUUCUGCCAAUUCUUAUUCGGUGGUAUACAUGUGCACAAAGCAGAGCAUGAUCUUUUUUCAUCUAUAGUUGUGCUUGUGUACUGUCGUUGGCUGGCCCGCCGAUACUGCCGAGUGAUACAAGUUGCCCAGUCAGUGCCCAAGUGGGAGCGACUGCGAAGGCGAAAAAAACUUUUUGCUUCUCUCAAAAGAACGACAGCUCCUCUUCCCUUUGCACCCGACAGAUUGAUAGCCAGCAAUACAGCAUCGUCUAGACGCACUAAGCUUCGCUUUUACAAGUCUCUUAUUGUUUUUUGAAUCACCACUGAACAUCUCUGCCUGUCCCCUGCAUUCGCCAAACGCAUAGCAAACGGGCGCUAUUAACCAUCACCGACCUUGCUGGACACCUCGUCUCCAUUUACAUUACACUUGCAAUACAACCGCUCUGACACCUGCUCUUGCAAAACCUACUAGCUCUGUUACUCCCCGCAAAACUGUCUCUCGAUUUCGCCUUGGCCUAUUGCAGCAUCUCCUAGGCCACUGUCGCCCUUGAGCACGCACACCUGACCCUGGUUUAGUGCUUGUGCUUUGAAGCCCCUCCAAACGACCAUUCCAGCCCAGCACCUUCAGCGAGGAGCUGAUACCGCUAAAGCUCUCUAGUGGCUGUGGGCUGUGUCCUCGCAAUUUUUUUUCGUCCCCUGCUCAGGCGCUGGAGCUCACUGCCCCGUCUUGAGUCGCAUUCCUCGAAACGUCCCCUUACAGCAAAAGUUUUUUUUACCUUCUACCAUACAAACGUAUCGGGAGAUUCGCGAAAUUCUCGCGCAAACGCCGUGUCUCGCUUCACUUGCUCGUCAGCAAACACGCCUACCACAUCUUUUGCCGCUAGCUCUGGUUCCGUGUCUGUUACGGCGCGAACUUUUCUCUAUUAGGCUCUCCCAGCGUUAAGCGCUUCGCCCAGUCAAGGCGCGUUUCGUCUCUAAGAGAAGCCCCCAAAAUUUUUACCGCCCAACCAUUUCUCAUCGCCCAAUCACGGGCUUUACCACUCACCAUCAUUAACCAUGGUCUCCUUUUCGUGUGAGGAGUGCGGCGACAUCUUAACCAAGAAGAAGCUCGAUCCUCAUCGUGGACGCUGUCGCAACGCAACAUUUACCUGCAUCGAUUGCAUGGUAUAUUUCCCCGGAAGCGAAUAUCGAUCUCACACCUCAUGCAUAACUGAGGACCAGAAGUAUCAAGGUGCUCUCUAUAAAGAAAAGCCCAACAAGAAGCAGAACAAGCAGAACGAAGGCGAGCCAUCCAAGAAAGCAAAGAUGUCUCACCAAUCCUAUGUCGAAGACGCCGCCGAUGUGAACGACUUUGUCCCCUGGGGCCACUAUGAAGGCCAGACCGAAGACGAACGAUCGCCUGCCGAGCCCAUGCCCGAAGCACCUACUCCUCCUCCUGCCGUAGUAGAGGACAUGGUCAACGUUUUUGACUACAUGAUCGCAAAGACCCCGAAUGCUUCGCAUGCUCACCUCCCCCAGGAUCCCAGCGGCAACGAUGACACGUCCCUGGUUCGCUACGACCUGGACGCCAAGAAGUAUCUUGAUACAUCCUCCACUGGUGACCGCGAGCCUCUGGUCCAGUAUGGUACUGGUCCUGUCCCUACCGACGCCUUUGUCACACCUCAUCACAAAGAACGCCGCCGAAACAGCGACAGCAAGAAAGACAAGAAGCGAAAGCGCCUGCACGUUGAUGUUCGUGGCGGCGACCAAGAUAUGACUGACGCGCCUCCUGUUCUGCACUCUGGAUUGACUGGGGGUCUGAAGAAUCUGUUGCGCCCAAACAUGCCCCCAUCACCCGGAUACUCUAGCGGCGACAACGAUCGAUCCCCAGCCAGCCCUUUGAAGAAGACGAAGCAUUCCAAGAGCUCGAAGCCGACGCAAGUCAGCAACAGCAUCUUUGACAUGAUUGUCGGCUCUAAGAAGAGCAAGAGCAAGGACAAGAAGGAUAAAGAUAAGAAGAAGUCGCGCCGCCAUCGCGCAGAAAAGGAAACAAAGAUGAUUGAAUACCGCGCCCCGUCGCGUGACGGCAAGACGGAUGAGAGCAAUGGCCAAAUGAUUGUGUUCAAACCUAGAGCCGAUGUGUUCCUAGGCUUUGUCAACAAGGGCCCGGACAGUGACCGAGGAUGCAGCAUGAACAAGGCUCUCCGCAAAUACCACAAGGAGCGUCAAGCUUGCGGCUCAACGUCAUCGCGCGGAAAGGAAGAGAAGGAGCUUUGGCGCUCCCUUCGCCUCCGCAAGAAUGAUCGCGGCGAGAUUGUCGUUUUCGGCCUCUAGUCAACUGUAUUCCGUCUUGUGUUGGAUAACCAAAACGAGAAUUGGCUAGGCGGCUUCGCGGGAAACGACAGUACCGUGUAUGCCUGCCUCGAAUUGUUCGGAGUUCUCAGUUGCUUCGCUUCUGUUCGACAUCCUUUUCUUCCUACCUGCAGACCUCUUUCUUCUUUUUCUCUCCUCUCAUCUCGACCUUCACCUCGCAUUUUCUUUUUAUUUCACAUCUAAUUUUUUUCCGAUUUUUACGACUGAGACCUUUUGGCUCAUACCGAAUACCACGAUUGUCUAGUUUCUGUCUUUUACAGAACUUCUGUUCUAGCACACGGGUGCCCAAGUAGCAAUUUUUGUUGGAACAAAUGCGAACGGAUCACUUGGAGCAAGAACUGCUGGUGGCCAAUCCCAUGCUAUGCAGCUGCAGUUACCUGCGCCAUGCAUGGGAUUUGAGGGACCGCUAGAUACGGACUUUGGGUUUCAUAAGGCUUAAAAGGCGUUAAUGACGGAGUAAUGAUACCAUGGACAGACAGAAUCUAUUAGCUCAGGCAGCAAAUUCAUAGCGCAAACCAGUCAAAAAAAGUAGGCUUGGUUACAAUGUUAUUAAUACUACAGAACUUAUGUACAGACAACUCCUUUUUCCCCAUAAUGCGUUCGCUACAUGAAUGUGAUGCUCCUUUAUACAUUGCUAGUUGUUAUUUUCCUGAUGAAUCGCGACUUGUGGGGUUUUUAUAUAACCCGUAGCGGCAGGAUGUGCUGCACCAGUGUAUCUCUUCGGCACAGCGGGCACUCGGGCUUCUCACGCACCCAGUCGCCAAUGCACUCCCAGCAAAAGACAUGCCCGCAUGGCGUUGCCGACGGAUCUUUCAGCUCCUCUAGGCACAAGGUGCAUUUACGCUGCUGGCUGCCCUUGAUAUAGCCCAUUGCCUUCUCGUUGGUAAGGUCGAAGCGCGGUACAUUGUCCGCUGGUGUGUGCGUUGCAGUCGCUAGAUCCACACGACUCUCACCCGAUGCUCGGCUACCAAGAUCAGACAUGAGAAGAUUGCUGUUGGCAGAGUACGAGUUGUCGUGAUCAAGCGAUACAUCCGCGCCAGUAGCAUGGAAAGCCGCACGCUCCCGCGACGCCGUGUACGAGUUCAUCGUGUCCCGCACGUGCAGGUAGCCUUGGACGCCCAUCUGGAUAACUAGCAAGACGCCAAGAACCUCGUAGCCCGCGCGGUCCGGCGUAUCUGGCACCUCUCUUGUGAAGACGUAGCGCAGCGAAAGCAGGCGCUUUGUGAGUUCGUAGUAUGUGCCGUUGAAGUAGAAGAGGGUGAGCGUGAUGGCUUGGAUCGGCGCGGCCGAGGUCAGUGACGACAGGUGGUUUGAAAUGUACUCCCAGACGCGCGCUUCGCGGGACCCUUCUUUGCCUUGGUUCUUGAGUGUACUGAUACGGCGUUCAAUCAUCUUGCGGAUGCGUGUGCGCAGACCAGGCAGGCCACGGCUGACAAUGUACGGCAGGAGAAUGCUGCCGGCAAUAUAUGAAGCGCGGGUCUGCAAGUUGGGCAGACGGCCAUUUUCGGCGCCAUUGACUUGCACUAAGUCGCAGUAUUCCUCGCCUAGCGUGCGGUUACCGGGCAGUGUUGUGAGGCAGAAGUAGACGAGUGUGGCGAGGGAUCGGAGUUCGGGAGCAGCAGCAUGUGUCGCGCGGGCGCCGAGCACGCGGCGGUAGAGGUCGGUGAUUGUGUUGGCGAGAUGGCCGGUGAAGUAGGCGUCUUUCUGGUGUGCGCGCACAAUGUCCGGCGCGGCGGCGAAGGGGUAUGGCGAAGCAACUGUCGCUGUUGCCAUGGUUAUAUAGCUGUCGCCUUCGGCCGAGGUUGUGCUGGGGGCGAUGUGUCGAGAGUGCUGCGGUAGUAGGGCUGGACGACGGGAUGGUCAGAUUACUCAGUAAUUGUGGUGAUCAAUUCGAGCUUCUCAAGAGCAGUAGAGGUAUCUCUGAGAGAAGUGGUGGCGCGAGAAACGGCGUGUCGUGUGGUGGUGAUGCAGAGGAAGAAGUUUGGACCUCGGGAUAAACGUUGGGCGGGUUCAUGUGG
Molecule: messenger RNA, 5123 nt
Organism: [Torrubiella] hemipterigena
Lineage: Eukaryota; Fungi; Ascomycota; Sordariomycetes; Hypocreales; Clavicipitaceae
Source: the annotation of a GenBank genome assembly